This is a messenger RNA of Asparagus officinalis (garden asparagus), 1833 nucleotides long. RefSeq names its product serine/threonine-protein phosphatase 7 long form homolog. Bases 1 to 1833 code for a protein of 610 amino acids. The record is from RefSeq and is a predicted model, not a curated record. Gene Ontology annotation, biological process: meristem maintenance; meristem development. Lineage: Eukaryota; Viridiplantae; Streptophyta; Magnoliopsida; Asparagales; Asparagaceae. The transcript is spliced from 9 exons.
AUGGCAAACUCUAUACCCAUUAUUUGCUUCUUCAAUGGGAGCCUCGGCGUCGGAUUGAAUAGUAUGCUGAUGUAUGAGGGAGGUUCUAGGAAAAUGUUUAUGCUAUCCAAGUCAUUAAAUUUUGAUGGAAUGAUGAAUGAAAUACACAAAGUUACGAAAAUUAAUAAAGCAUGUUAUGCAAUUAAAGUGUUCUUCAAUUGUCCGGUAAAUGAGAGUAGAACUAUUGCUGUGGCGAUUACCGACGAUGAGGAAUUGAAUGACAUGAAACAAUUAGUGGAGAAGCAAGUGUCAGUUGAGUUGUUCAUUGAGAAGUAUCCGAUUCAAGAAUUUGCCCAAGCUUCACGACCACAAGGAGAGUUUUCUCGGAUGAUGGACUUAGACAAUGAGUCGAGUGGUAUAUACACCAUGCAGCCUGGACCGGUUAGUGAUGAGGUCCUAUAUGACCAGCCUCGACACCGUUCACAUGUUAUAUCCUUGACAGAGAGAGGCCCGGAUAUUGUUAUGGUUGAUCAUAGCCUCAGCCAUAGCCGUUGGCAUCUAGAGGAUGAGCGCAUAAUAGCAGCUGUAGGACGGGCCGGCUUCUUGACAUGUUCAAAGCUUCGUUGGAUGAGGCUCGAUUGGCCCCUACUCACCGCUUUGAUAGAUAGGUGGAGGCCGGAGACCAACACUUUCCACUUCCGAAUGGGAGAGUCUACUAUUACGCUACAGGAUGUAGCUAUGAUACUUGGUCUCCGCAUAGAUGGUCCGUGCGUUACCGGCAGUGAUAGACAUUUUUGGCCGGACAAGUGUGAGGAGUUGUUAGGUGUAGCUCCAGAGUCAAUGCCUGGAGGAAAUAUUAAAUUGAAGUGGCUAAAAAAUACAUUCUCGGUACCGUUGCCUUUUGAUGCGCCGCAAAUAUUGAUUGAGCAACAUGCACGUGCAUACAUUAUGCACAUGAUCGGUUCAAUAUUAUUUCCAGAUUCGAGUAAAGAUAAAGUGCAUGCCAGGUGGUUACCACUUAUCGGGGACUUGGACACAUGUGGUGCGUUAUCGUGGGGUAGUGCGGUUUUGGCGUACCUAUAUAGAGAGAUGUCUAAGGUUGCAUUCAUGAAAAAUAGUGACCUCAAAGGGUGUCUCAGCUUACUGCAAGUAUGGGCAUGGGAGAGGCUGCAUUUGAAGCCGAGACUAUGCGUGAAUUUACAAUUAGACGGACAAAUUCCACUAGGAUGCAGAUGGAAUGUCCAAAAAUGUUUUGACGAGACCCCGGCGAGACAGUUAGAUUUCUACCGAAAUGAGCUUGACCGCAUGAAGAUUUUUCAGAUGGAAUGGGAGCCCUACACCCCAUUUCUCGAUCAUCUACCCCCGAUAUGCACAGAAUACCCAGUUAUAUGGAGAGCCAGAGUUCCUCUAAUAUGUUUCGAGAUAGUAGAAAUGCAUGUACCGGACCGCGUGCUUCGACAAUUUGGUCUUGCACAACAUGUUCCACAACUUGUUGAAAAAAUAAAGAGGAAGGCGAAGAAAGGAGGCCAUCAAAAGGACUGGGCAGCUGAGCAUGAAAAUUAUAUACACAGAUGGAAUGAUAGACAUUUUUGUAUUGUUGAGCAAAUCGAGCCAACUCCCCAGGAAUCAGAUUACUACACUUGGUAUUGGAGGAUAACUAGAAGAUGGAUACUCCAUGCGACCACAUCCCCGGUUGAGUUGCAAAGAGGAUAUGUGCCUCGGGGUAUAGAUGAGAGAGAAUUAGGAAUUGACAUGAGUUUGUACAGGGAAUUGAUAUAUGUGUUUAUGCAAUGGUGGAAUUAUCUCGUAGCAGAAGUGUAUGGUGAAUGUGCAGGAAAUGCACGGGACUGCUAG